Molecule: messenger RNA, 1513 nt
Organism: Coregonus sp. 'balchen'
Lineage: Eukaryota; Metazoa; Chordata; Actinopteri; Salmoniformes; Salmonidae
Source: the annotation of a GenBank genome assembly
GAGAGACAACACUAUAAAGUCCGUUACAACUUUGGCUUUGCUUAAUAGAUAUCUGUUUGUUUCAAACAGAAGAAACACCUGCAGCCUAUCAUCUAUUCCCUCAAAUUUACCGAUAUGGACGUUUUAAAGUUUGUGGUUUUGAUAGUUGCAGUGUUUGCGCAGGUAUACGGUGCCCUGGGAACUCCAACCAGCGACGAUGGAGAUAUUUGGUCGAUUGAAAACUGGCAGGUAAAACGCACGUCCAUCUUCUGAAGCGCAUAGCUAGUUAGUUAGCAGCAUGGACAGCGCAAAUCGGUCUCUCUCAAAUGGAAUGUUGUAGCGUCCUGCUGCGUCCAAGCUAUUAUUUUUAGGUUUCACGUUUAGGACAUCUGAUAUGGCAAUGGUUGAUAGAAGGCUUCUGUUUUUUAUUCUCUUUGACAAUUAUUGUUACAGCGGGAUCCGUUGGAGAGUGGCUUGGCCAUCCGCGUGGCUGACCUCAUCAAGAGGUCAAAAUCGCAGCAGUUUCACGGACUCAUGGGGCGAAGCUCAGGUAAAUUCAACUUUCAUAUCUUUUGAUUUGGUCAUGUUUUUUUGGGUCAUAGUAAAAUGAUUUUGUAGGCUAUAAUUUAUAGAAAUGAUUAAAAUUCGAAUAAAUUAAACACAUUUCAUUUCCCGAUUUAGGAGACUCUCAACCGAUGCGUCUGGGUCAGAAAAGUAGGUGUUUCAAAUUUGAAAGCAUUUUAAAUUAAAUUAUUAAUUGGCCUGCUUUGUGCUAUAGCCUAUAUUCUGUACUUAUAUAUACUUAUAUUGUGUGUGUUUCAUCAGGAAAUAAAGGAGAAAUGUUUGUUGGACUCAUGGGUCGAAGGUCCUCAAAUGGAGGUAGAGUCAAGCACUUUACCAGAUUAUAAAUAUGUUAGCUAUCAUUCUUCAGAACAAAUUCAAUCUAAUGUAUUUAUUCCAUAUUUGUUUUUCAAGAGUCGCAAGAGGAAUGGAACAAGCCCCAGUAUUACUAGAGAUGAAGAUAUAACUUGAUUGUUCAAAGUUACUGUAAUAAUAAAUCUGGCUCAAAUUAUUAAUCUAGGUCAAAGCAAUCCAAUACAUGCAACAAAGCUUAAUUGAUGUAGCAAAAGUAAGGAAUGUGUAAUAAGGGUCAAUAAUUAUUUGUCCCAUGUGUUUAAAAACUGGGUCAGGGAUUUGCUGCAACUAAUUGACAUUUUAUGCCUUCCUUUACUGUACCAUUCUGUACUGUCCUUUGCAAUACAAACUGCUUGUCAUGUUGAAUCAAGUAAUUUUUUUUUUGCAUAAUAUUGAAUUGAUUGUUGUGCAUACAAACAGGUACAUUUGUAAUUUUUAAAGAUAAUUCACACAAAUGUCCCAUCACUGAAAGCAUUACUGAACUUCAAGAUUAAUUAAUAUUGAAAAACUUAAUUUGCUUUUCUGUGCUUCAUAUCAAAUGCUGAUCAUUUGUCAGUGAACCCCUACACAUCUAUGUGGCAUAAAGGCUCAAUGCUGUUCGAAUUUCCUUAAUAAAAAC